AUGACCUGGCUCUCGAACGCCUUCCUCAAACUGCGCGCAACCAUGAGCUCACCCUCCCCCGCUACUGCAGGCCGUCGCGCCAUUGGUCCCGCGAUCCAGACUACCACCCGCAAGUCACCCAUUCAGCAGGCGCCCAAGCUGGUCAAGCAGGCGAAGGCCCACCCCGAUGCAUCGCGUCUCGGCGGCACCACGAACCCCGACUAUCUGGCUUGGCAAAAGGCGUGGGAGAAGUUCGGGGAGCAGCCAAGCGCGCACCAACGCCUCGCGCCCUACGCGUGA
Messenger RNA from Diplodia corticola, 279 nucleotides. RefSeq lists its product as uncharacterized. The coding region runs from base 1 to 279 and encodes 92 amino acids. The transcript has 2 exons. Lineage: Eukaryota; Fungi; Ascomycota; Dothideomycetes; Botryosphaeriales; Botryosphaeriaceae. The record is from RefSeq and is a predicted model, not a curated record.